AUGGACGUGGUGGGAGAAAAUGAGGCCUUGCAGCAGUUCUUUGAAGGUCAAGACAUUCAUGGAACCUUGGAGAAUCCCAUGGUGGAUACAACUAUGUUGGAAGAAUUCAUCAGCAGUGAUGUAGAGCUUGGAACUUCGCAAAGCCAGUUGCCAGACUCCCCACCAGAUUCUGGAUCGGAACCGUGUUCUCCACCGCAGCUCCAGAGACCAUGGUAUGACACAAUGUGGCCCAGUGGCCUGCAGCCUCCACUCCCGUGCCCACCUGCCAUGGGUCCCAGCAAGCUUCCCUGCAGGUUCCUGGAGACUUACUCUGACCCCAAUGCCAGUGGACAUCCCUCAAAUGUUAAGGACUGUGCUGCUGAAGUGCAAGAAUAUGACAGUGAUGGACAGAAUGGAGCUUUGGAAAAAUGCUGUCAAGCUUUAACGUGGCAACCAUAUCAAACUUCUCAGUGGAACAGCUUAUUUAACGCUAAUUAUGAAAAACUACCUGCUGUAGGGUAUCACAUUGUCACAGAUAAAGGAUUUAACUUUUCAACAACAGAUGAUGCCUUUGUGUGCCAGAAAAAGAAUCAUUUCCAAAUCACUGUCCAUAUUAAAAUCACUGGACACCCAAAAUAUGUCAAAACUCAGCUAGGGGGGCAACCAAUAGAAAAGUUUUACUUGAAGGCUUUUGGAAUAAAGGUAGAAGCCCCAAAUCAAACAAUUGCUAUUGAACAGUCUCAGUCAGAUCGAAGCAAAAAAACUUUCCACCCUGUUAAAGUUGAUCUGCCGGGGGACCAGAUAACUAAAGUAACACUGGGAAGACUGCACUUCAGUGAAACAACGGCAAAUAAUAUGAGAAAAAAGGGAAAACCUAAUCCUGACCAGAGAUACUUCAUGCUGGUAGUUGGACUGUAUGCUGUCUCUCAGGAUCAGCUCUACCUACUGUCUGCAAAUGUGUCUGAAAAGAUCAUUGUAAGGGCAUCUAACCCAGGGCAGUUUGAGAAUGACAGUGAUGUACUGUGGCAGCGAGGACACGUUCCAGAGACGACAGUCUAUCAUGGUCGAGUAGGAAUUAACACAGAUGCACCAGAUGAAGCACUGGUUGUCUGUGGAAAUGCAAAAGUUAUGGGCAGAGUCAUGCAUCCAUCUGACAGCCGAGCAAAACAGAAUAUCCGGGAGGUCGAUACAAAUGAGCAGUUGAGAAGAAUAACACAGAUGAGGCUGGUGGAGUAUGACUACAAGCCUGAAUUUGCAUCUGUUAUGGGAAUAAAAAAUACCCAUGAAACAGGAAUAAUAGCCCAGGAAGUGAAGGAGCUUUUACCUGAAGCUGUUAGAGAAGUUGGAGAUGUUUCUUGUGAUGAUGGAGAAAAAAUAGAAAACUUCCUGAUGGUUGACAAGGAUCAGAUCUUUAUGGAGAAUGUUGGUGCUGUAAAGCAGCUUUGUAAAUUAACCAACAAUCUUGAAGUCAGAAUAGAAGAAUUGGAACAGUGGAAUAAGAAACUGGCCAGGCUGAAACGGAUGAGCAGUUUAAAGUCAACAGGCAGUGAAGAGAGCAAAGUCAGCAAGUAUAGCCGAGCUACUAGUCUUUUGCCAUCAAAAAAAUCAGUCCCGCUAAAAUACAGCAAGGUUUGCUGGUCAAAGAGGAAAGAGUCUUGCUCCAUGAAGAUUUUCUGGAUGAUUGUAGUAGCAUUGAUUGCUAUUAUGGCACUAUGCGUUUUGACAAUAUCAACCCUGUAUUUACUUAGCAUUUACGACAGAGGCUUUGAAAAACAUCCAGUUUACAGGCAAGGACGUCACCAUAUUUGGACUCUCCCUGUAGCUAAAUUGUAUGACAGCGCGUACUACUUCCGUGUAGCUGUACCGGGUUUUGCAGUCUGCUCAACAGAGCCUUAUUUUGCUGGAAUGUUUUUUACCGAUUACUACUUCUAUUUUUAUCGACAGUGUAUCUAA
Molecule: messenger RNA, 1932 nt
Organism: Chaetura pelagica (chimney swift)
Lineage: Eukaryota; Metazoa; Chordata; Aves; Apodiformes; Apodidae
Gene: MYRFL
Product: myelin regulatory factor-like
Exons: 18
Coding region: 1-1932 (643 amino acids)
Biological process (GO): positive regulation of DNA-templated transcription; protein autoprocessing
Cellular component (GO): nucleus; endoplasmic reticulum membrane
Molecular function (GO): sequence-specific DNA binding; DNA-binding transcription factor activity
Source: RefSeq, a predicted model, not a curated record